Messenger RNA from Oncorhynchus tshawytscha (Chinook salmon), 5003 nucleotides. RefSeq names its product eukaryotic elongation factor 2 kinase (gene eef2k). NCBI's taxonomy places the organism in Eukaryota, Metazoa, Chordata, Actinopteri, Salmoniformes, Salmonidae. The transcript has 19 exons. The coding region runs from base 464 to 2743 and encodes 759 amino acids. Gene Ontology annotation, biological process: protein phosphorylation. The record is from RefSeq and is a predicted model, not a curated record. Gene Ontology annotation, molecular function: ATP binding; elongation factor-2 kinase activity; calcium ion binding.
AGAUACGUGCAGGGAGUACAAGUCGCAGUGGCGGACGGGUGGACCAAGGGCGCCUUCAAAAAAAAAAACGUUUUGGAAUGUUCAGAUAGAGAUGUCAUGAAUAGAUGCAACAUGAUUCCUUGGUCUUGUUCUUCUAUAUGUUUAUAUCUGAAACGUUCGACAACGUUUGGUAACUGAACGUGGCCCAGGGAACAGACAAAACAGAGAAGCGCGACUCGUCCUGGAUCCUCAGGCCAGAAUCCACCACAAGUCCAGCAGUGGUCCUCUGAUUUGGCAUGCACCUGGAGUAACAGCUGUCAAGCUAGCAACUACCUGAAAACUGCAAAUACCGCCAGACAGACAAACCGCAGGAGACGAAGAGGAAGUUGGUGGAGGAUUGUCAGGGCAUGCAUAUUUUCAUCAAGUAGUCUCUGUCCACCGUUAUUCAGAUUAGUACUCAUCACACAGACCCCUACCAGUCAACAUGGAGGAUGAACUGAUAUUCAGUAUGGAUGAGGUGGGCAGUGCCCAACGUAACCCACUGCAACAGAGGACCCCUGAUCAACGGGCCCCGGCUCUUAGCAACGCUUACGAUAGCGACGAGGACGACUAUUACAUCUGUCCAAUCACAGACGACCCUGUCAGCCAGGCCGAAGACAUCUGUGGCUAUUUAAAGAAUCUCGUCCACAGCAAGCAGCUGUCUAACUCCCCCCAAAACUCAUUCUCCUACAAGAAUGAAACGGAGAAAGAAACUCCACAACAGUCUGUCGGGUUUGGGGCGUUUUCUGACAAUGCACGGGCGGUGUGGAAAAGAGCCAUAGAGAAGGCUAAGGCCAUGCCUGACCCAUGGGCUGAGUUUCACCUGGAAGAAGUCAAGACAGAGCCAUGCAUACGAUACAGGUACAAUGCAAUCACGGCGGCAUGGUCUCAAGACACAGUGCACAUCAAGGUUUCUGGCCAGCCUUUUGGACGCGGGGCCAUGAGGGAAUGCUUCAGAACGAAGAAGCUGUCUAACUUCUCCCAUAGUAGUAACUGGAAGUGUGCGUGUAACUAUGUGACGAAACGCUACAUGGAGCCUGUGGACAGGGAUGUGUACUUUGAGGAUGUCAGGCUGCAGAUGGAGGCCAAACUCUGGGGAGAAGAGUACAACCGCCACAGGCCACCCAAACAGGUGGACAUCAUGCAGAUGUGUGUGAUUGAGAUGAUGGAGCGUCCAGGUAAACCUCUGUACCACCUGGAACACUACAUAGAAGGGAAGUACAUCAAAUACAACUCCAACUCUGGCUUCGUCAAGGAUGACAACAUCAGGCUCACUCCACAGGCAUUCAGUCACUUCUCGUUUGAACGUUCGGCCCACCAGCUGAUCGUGGUGGACAUCCAGGGGGUGGGGGACCUCUACACGGACCCUCAGAUCCACACAGAGAGGGGGACAGACUUCGGAGACGGAAACCUGGGUGUGCGGGGCAUGGCACUGUUCUUCCACUCCCACCUGUGUAAUAAGAUAUGUAAGAGUAUGGGGCUCACACCCUUUGACCUCUCCACUGCAGAGAAAAGCCAUCUAGACUGCACCAACACACUGCUGAAGUCGGCCCAGACGGUACUGAGGGGUAGUGAGGAACAGUGUGGUUUCACUCGUUUUCGUACUAUAUCAGGGGGCCGUGUGCCCCCACUUCUCUCCCACCUGUCGGAGACCUCGUCUGGGGAUGACUCUAUGAGUGACAUAAGUGACUCCAUCCCCUGCUCGCCCCUCGCCUUCCCCGGCUCUCCACUAGGACAGCACUUCUCUAUGGGCUCCAUGGGCAGGUCUCCUCUGGGUUGGUCUUUCAUAAAUGAGAUGGAUGAACGGGAGAAACACAACCGCAGCCACAGCCCAGAACACAAGGACUCAGAGAAUGGAGGAGACAGUGGUUGUCCAAGUGAGAGGAGGAGUGAAGGGGACCCAACCGACCAUGCAGAUGGGGCCCGCCCCCACCGCUACAACAGAUACUACUCUGAGUCGGACGAGGACAGUGUGAGACGGCUGACAGAUGAUAAAUGGAGUGUCUACCACUCGUCUCGUUCUCACAUCCACCGGCCAUCCUGUGUUGCUGUGGAGAUGGAAAGACUUGACUCGCUGAUCCUGGAGAGGAAGAUUGGCAAGUCCAUCCUGGGGAAGGUGCACCUGGCGAUGGUGCAUUACCACGAGGCUGGUCGGUUCUGUGACAAGGAGGAGCAGUGGGACCAGGACUCAGCCAUGUACCACCUGGAGAGAGCCGCCAUGUGUGGGGAACUAGCGGCUAUCGUUGCCCUGGGACAGUGUUACCUACAGCUGCCACACCAUAUACUGUCAGAGAUGGAGCUAGAGGACAACUCAGGGAGCCGUAUGAAGGGCUUUAAGUUCCUUCUGCAGGCUGCUGAGGCAGGACACAGAUCCUGCAUGAUCCUGGUGGCCAGGGCCUUCGACACCGGCAUCAACCUCUCACCAGACAGGUCCCAGGACUGGAAGGAGGCGGUGAGAUGGUACAACUGUGCCCUGAACAUGACAGACUAUGAUGAGGGGGGCGAGUUUGACGGCAUGCAGGACGAGCCUUGCUACCAGCUGCUGGCCAGAGAGGCUGAGAUGUACCAGGAGGGGGGCCACAGCCUGGACCCAGACCCACAGAGAGCAGGUGAUCUGUUCACAGAGGCAGCAGACUCAGCCAUGGAGGCGAUGAAGGGCCGACUGGCCAACCAGUACUAUAUGAAAGCAGAGGAGGCCUGGGGCAUGAUGGAGGAAGAGGAGUAGGAGACGGGCUGGCACUCUGCAAGGCCAAAGGAAUCGGCGAAAGCAGAAACAAGCUGGCACCCAGGAUAAUGUUGUGAUGGAUUUUCCUCCCUAAUGGUUUAAAGUUUACAGACACAUUUACUGUGUGAUUUCCAAAAUGCUGUGUGAUUAUUUGAUCUGUAUAUGACCUUUUAUGCAUCCGUCCUCUAGCCUAGCUAUCUUUCUUGGUGCUUCAGAGGGAAUUAUGUCUGGUCCUUGCCUUGUACAUUUUUCCCCUUUUCUAUUCCUGUCCCCCUUUGGACUAAUGAAUAUGGUUGCAUUUCAGAGGCAAUUUACCUAACUAAAAAUAAGCCAUUUCAAACUAGAAAAGUACACUUCCUAAAAAAGAAUGUGCUUGCUAGCUUAAAGGGAUAUUUUAGGAUUUUUUCAAUGAGGCCCUUCAUCUACUUCCCCAGAGUCAGAUCCACUUGUGGAUACCAAUUUUAUGUCUUUGUGUCCAGUAAGAAGGAUGUUGGAGGUAGUUUUGUGUGCCAGUGCUACCUAGCAUUAGCACAAUGACAAAGUCUAUGGGUAUCUGCUAGCAUGCUAGUAGAUACCCAUAGACUUAGUCAUUGUGUUAAAGUUAGCCGUGUUAAUAUUUGUAGCUGAAAUUGUUACAGAUAAUUAGCAUUGUAAGUGUCUACCAUUGUGUUCUUACGGUUGGCAUUGAAUUCAUGAUAGUUUAUACAAAUGAAUUGAAGUUGGGAUAGCCUAAAUAUUUUGAAGUUGGUAUUGUAGUUUAUUCCAUGGGUCUCAUUCAAACCCAUGUUAAUAUAUGGUAAUGUGAAAUGGUUAUAGUAUAAAAAAAUCUGAAUGCAAGCACGCUAAGUUGAUUUCAAAGUCUGGUUGGAGUUGAUAGCUAAGCAUCCCGACACUGUACAGCAUCCCUUAAGGCGUGCUUCAGUUCGGCUGGCCCUUAGCCAAACUCGGCUAGCCAAACUGAACUAGUGGAUCCGGGAUGGGUAGCAUCAAGAGGUUAAAACACAUUCGCUCGAAAAACAGAACGAAAAGCGCCAAUAAUACUGUUUGUCCAUUUUGAGAUGAAGUAGCAAGUUUACACUUCUUCAGAAUAGUCAGAAAUAAUUUAAAAUAAAAUCAAGAAAUGUCAUUCAUUUUGAUGUUUUUGCCUAGGAGAUCUUAGACCCACAAUUUUACAUCUAACUAGGAUGUUUGGUGCAGUAUUAUUUUAUGAAAACGACUCAUCUCUCGUUGAAUGACAGACAUUAUGGAAGAAUCCCUACUGUUGACCUACAGUAUACUUCGUUCGGCUCCAAACUUCGGCUUGCCUCCAGAAAGAAAUGUGUGCCUGAACAGCCGGGAAAAAAACUAAUCGAAGUCCGAAACUUCACAAAAUGUCGUCAUAAUAUAUGCACAAACUCUACCAAACUGUUUCGGCUGGAAAGUGUGCAGAUGCCUUUUAAAAAUACGGUGACAAUUUCAGAAAUGAAACUGUUACUGCAAGUUCAGGUGAACACAAAACAACUCAAAUGUAUGAAAAUGUCUAUACAUUUCAGCUAUUUCAAAAACAUUGCUCUGCUAUUAGUAUUUUUACUGUAUAAAUGUUGUGCUCAACGAGAAAAUUCUGCUUACACUGCCCUGCUUAGAGGGGGGCAACGGUCGGCCGAGUGUCGUGUGCGACCUCCGGAGGUAGCGUUCGAGACGUGAGAAAUGUGCAAGUUUACAUUACGAUUAUGUCUCUCGAGAAUCCCUCAAUUCUCCUUAAUAAUCUUCAAUGAGAAUAGACCCUUAAAAGGUUCAAGAGGAGAUGCGUUUUGACUUUUAACUAAAAGGGCCAUUAACUAAAAGGUAAUGGUCCUUUUAUUGCCAUUAAAUGCAUUGGAGAUAAUGUUAAAAAAAAAAUGUAGUUCAAAAAGUAUAAAUGCUCUAAAAUGAAUACAUUCUCAAGCAAUCUAAGUUUGGGCUGGUUGUAUGUUUUUAAAGUUUUGAGUUCAUAACUUAAAUCGUUUAAGCUCUAGAGCGGGUGGAAGAUAUCCAAUAAUAAGAAUGCAUAUUACAUUUUAAGAAAUCUAGAGUGGUCGUGCCUUCAGCAAGCACUUUAAUUCAUGUUUGAUUCAUGAAAUAAACAUUUCUUGAACAAAUGUUGUUUACUUUGUGUUGGUUUCGCCUAACACUUUUGUAAUAGAGGGCACUUGUUGCAUUGUUUGCAUACUUGUGUAUAUGAAUGCAUGGAAGUAGCUAUAUGUAAAUGUCUUGACUUUGGAAUAAAUAUGAUUUUAUUGCA